AUGGAGGGAUUAUACUGUGGAAUUUCUCUAUCCUCUCUCUCUCUCUCUCUCUCUCUCACUAUGAAGGGAUUAUACCAUGGAUUUCUCUAUCCUCUCUCUCUCUCUCACUAUGGAGGGAUUAUACUGUGGAAUUUCUCUAUCCUCUCUCUCUCUCUCCUAUGGAGGGAUUAUACUGGGAAUUUCUCUAUCCUCUCUCUCUCACUAUGGAGGGAUUAUACUGAGGGAUUACUGCUGGAAUUUCUCUAUCCUCUCUCUCUCUCUCUCUCUCUGGGAUUAUACUGUGAAUUCCUCAAUCCUCUCUCUCUCUCUCUCUCUCUCUCUCUAUCACUAAAAUUAUACUGUGGAAUUUUCUCUAUCCUCUCUCUCUCUCUCUCUCUCUCUCUCUCUCUCUCUAUCACUAUGGAGGGAUUAUACUGUGGAAUUCUAUCCUCUCUCUCUCUCUCCUAUGGAGGGAUUAUACUGGAUUAUACUGUGAAUUUCUCUAUCCUCUCUCUCUCUCUCACUAUGGAAUUAUACUGUGGAAUUUCCUAUCCUCUCUCUCUCAUCACUCUCUCUCUAUAUACUGGAGGAAUUUUCUCCUAUCCUCUCUCUCUCUCUCUCUCUCUCUCUCUAUCACUAAGGAGGGAUUAUACUGUGGAAAAUCCUCUCUCUCUCUCACUAUGGAGGGAUUAUACUGUGGAAUUUCUCUAUCCUCUCUCUCUCUCUCACUAUGGAGGAUUAUACUGUGGAAUUUCUCAAUCCUCUCUCUCUCUCUCUCUCUCUCUCUCUCUCUCUCUCUCUAACUCAAUUAUACUGUGGAAAUCCUCUCUCUCUCUCUCUCACUAUGGAGGAUUAUACUGUGGAAUUUCUCUCCUCUCUCUCUCACUAUGGAGGGAUUAUACUGUGAAUCUCUCAAUCCUCUCUCUCUCUCUCUCUCUCUCUCUCUCUAUCACUAAGGAUGGAUUAUACUGUGUAAUUUCUCUAUCCUCUCUCUCUCUCUCUCACUAUGGAGGGAUUAUACUGUGGAAUUUCUCUAUCCUCUCUCUCUCUCUCUCUCUAUCACUAAGGAGGGAUUAUACUGUGGAAUUUCAUCCUCUCUCUCUCUCUCUCUCUCUCUAUCACUAA
Messenger RNA from Acanthosepion pharaonis, 1104 nucleotides. The record is from the annotation of a GenBank genome assembly. NCBI's taxonomy places the organism in Eukaryota, Metazoa, Mollusca, Cephalopoda, Sepiida, Sepiidae.